AUGCCUCGGAACAAUCUUAGUAAACACCUCCAGUGGUUGGUUAACGAGAAGCCAUUUAUUCCUCCCGCAUCAUCGCUCGUGGCAUACGAAGCCGGCGCUGAGCCUACGAGUUCGGCGACAAUCUCACUGCAACAUUCUUCGCACUCAGACACGCAGACGGCAUACAAUGAACCCCAACCUGCCUCCGUGCCAGCGCCCCCAUCAGCACCUCAAACCGCUAGACCCGUCCUACCCCGCAGUCUCGCUCCAACGAGGCCAAUCGAUAUACACAACCCUCCAGAGGCUGAGGGUACGAGCUCGGAUAUGGCAAGACUGAGGGCUACGCCGGCAAGCGGGAAACCCAGACUCAUUGUAGCGGGGUUACCAGAUCAUGUAUCAUACUCGGCGUCCCCAAGCAGGGCAAGGAAUGAGAAGAACACCACAGCAGAGCCGGGAAGGGCCAAUUCGGAACGCACUCGAGAUCCACCGACAACUUCGAGGACGAUCAGCGGACACAUGGAAGUACCUGCUUCACAAUAUGGCACUGCUGGAAUGAGUCGCAUGGAGCCUAUUGAUGUUGACUCCAUUGACCUUACUGGAGAUGAUGCGAUUCCCUCUUCGCCAGUUCCAAUGCGCACCCCCAAAGGACGAAAACGGAAGAGCGACGAGUUCGAGGCAGACCUCCGGCACGCCAAGUCUCCCAGGCCGAUUCGAGCAGACCCUACGCUCGCCCCAGAGCCCGACGACGACGAUGACGAGUUUCCUGAUAUCGAGGACAUUGUCAUGGCCCCGGAUAGUCCGCCUCCACCAUAUUCGAUUGUCGCAGGGGGUGCAAAGUCCUCACCAGAGCAAGCUGCGGAUGCUGAGGACGACGAUAUGGAGGCAAUGUUACAAAUAGAAGAGGAGGAGCGACGGAUAGCAGAGGCAGAGCAGGCGGCGUCUACACAACCGCGCAAACGCAAACCGUUAAGCCGUGUGCCUUCAGAAAAUGCUCCAGCCCGCAAAAUGGGGAAGCAGACUCGUAGCCCUGCGCCUAGCAAGACCAGGCCUUGCGCAGCCGAAGUUGCGGUACCUAAAUCGGAACGUAUGCGCGCGCCUACUACUAAGAGAAUUGAGCAUGCGGUGAUGGACUCUGAAGACGAAGACUUUGGUGCGAUAGAUGAGAUGGACAUUGACACUCAAGCUCGGACAAAAUCACCCACGCCUCCGAGAAAAAGGCUACGUGAAAAGACGCCAGUGUCAAAUCCAGCUGGGCCUGCGAGCCAGACACAGCUACCCAUACGCUCUCCAGUGAAGGCCUUGCGAAGUCCUAGUCCAUACCAACCUGAGCAAGACUCCAUUCCUACCCCAGCGAAGUCGCAAUCCCCUAAGAAAAAUACCAAAUCUGCACCUCUACCAGUAUCCGCGCCCAUCAAGCCUAUCCCAAGCUCGUCAGAAUUGUCAAAGGAAAAGAAGAAUGCCAUCAAAAGCACUAUCGAUGCAUUCUUGAAAACAGAGGGUCAAAGGUUGCAAAGCCAUCUCAACACGGCGAGUUUGGCAUGGGAAGAUGCCCGUGCUGCCUUUGUUGCCCAUAUCUCCGAGCAUGGUAUACCUGACCCUAGCGAACAAGAAAGGAUGGGACGCGCUCGCUCACGGAAGGAUGCGGUAGAGCAGUUGAUAGUCUUGAAGACCAAGCAUAGUGACCUUGUGAACGAGCGGCAAAAGGUGAAGCAAAAACUUGAAGACGACUUGGACAUGGGUCAGUUUGACGCAGCAGACGGUGAAACUCUCAGCAGACUCUUCAAGAUGAUCGAGGACAUCCAGAUCCAAAUGUAUUACCUGCUGGAUCUGGCGGCCAUCAAGCAGCAACCCAAGUCUGUCGUAAAGGCAGAGUCGAAGAGCAGCCGCAACGUGGUUAUCCAGUCAACUCAAACAAGCCCAGUGCGACCAUCAUUUGAUGAUUCAAAGGAAUCAGGGCCAAAUCGGAUCCCUCAAACACAGUACCCUAAGCACGGCGACACUGUUGUUGAAGAAGUGUUUACACCGACUCGUCGCAUACGAUUCGCUGAGGAACAGGUGGCUGCCUCUCCGCUACCCCCUCUAGAUCUUGGUAUUCGUUCCCGCACUGAAAACGGUGCGACAGGAAUGCACAACCACGUGCCAAAAGAUCGAUCUCACCGCAUACCUGAGACGCCAGAACACCGGCGUUCUCCGAAAAAGUCAAAGCCAGCAACCCAUCAUGAUAUGCCUGAUGACUUCGAAGACAUGGAAUUUGAGGAAGACGAGAGCCUGUUUACUCAUCACAUGGGUGAGCUCCAUCAACCCAUUGAGGUAAGUGACGAUGACGAGUUUGGCGCGGACGACGAUGAAUUCCUCCACGAAAUCAACAACAUCGAGAAUCAGGUACCAGGCAACUUCAAUUGGAAAGGUGAACGGACAGGAGCCCUCCCGUCAACGAACACUCGCGAGGUAUUCCGUGAGGCUUCCCCGAACAAAGCCGCGCCAAAACAGAAUCAACAAGCAUCACCGAAGAAGCCGCAACUGAACAUGCCGGCCAAGAAUCACCCCGGAAUGAACUUUCCUUGGUCCCAAGAUCUGAGAGCGGCACUCAUUCGUCGGUUCGGUUUGAGAGGUUUCCGGCCUGGGCAAUUGGAGACUAUUAACACCACCCUAGCAGGUAAACACUGCUUUGUGCUGAUGCCUACCGGAGGAGGAAAGUCGCUCUGCUACCAGCUUCCCUCGGUUAUCGCUUCAGGCAAGACACAUGGGGUUACCCUAGUUGUUUCUCCGCUAUUGAGUUUGAUGGAAGACCAAGUCGAGGCUUGCAGACAGCGUUUCGGCAUGCAGGCAUUCCUCAUUAAUGGAGAAUCAACCGCAGCUCAGAAGAAAAUGAUCAUGGACGGCUUACGCGAAAGGAAUCCUCAGCAGUUCGUCCAGAUACUCUACGUGACACCCGAGAUGCUUAGCAAAAACCAGAGGAUGAUCAACGCUUUCCAGCAAUUGCAUUCUGGGGGCAACCUUGCCAGGAUUGUCAUCGACGAGGCACAUUGUGUCAGCCAAUGGGGUCAUGAUUUCCGACCAGACUACAAAGCACUUGGAGACGUUGUUCGACAAUUUCCCGGAGUUCCGGUGCUUGCGCUGACUGCAACUGCUACCAAACUUGUCCGUUCCGAUGUGGUAUCCAAUCUUGGUAUCCAAGGUUGCCAGGAAUUCUCCCAAAGCUUCAAUCGCCCCAAUCUGUCCUAUGAAGUGUUACCGAAAGCAAAAGGCAUUAUCAACAAUAUCGCGGAUUUGAUCAAGGAGCGAUAUGUCGGAAAGUCUGGUAUUAUCUACUGCCUCUCACGGAAGAGCUGCGAGCAAGUAGCCCAAAAGCUAUCUGAGAUGGGUAUCCGUGCCUACCAUUACCAUGCCGGAAUGGACUCGACCGAUCGGUCUGACGUCCAACGCAAAUGGCAGAAGAACGAGUAUCAUGUCAUCGUGGCCACAAUCGCCUUUGGUAUGGGUAUUGACAAAGCCGAUGUACGAUAUGUCAUUCACCACUCGCUACCAAAGAGUUUGGAAGGCUAUUAUCAAGAGACUGGACGUGCUGGUCGUGAUGGUAAGCGCUCAGAGUGCUACCUGUACUACCAGUAUGCAGACUCGAGGAUCUUGCGCAAGAUGAUUGAUGAGGGCGAGGGCAGCAGAGAACAGAAGCAACGACUAAGCGACAUGCUGCGAACUGUGAUUCAAUACUGCGAGAACAAAGCCGACUGUCGACGCGCUCAAGUGCUCGGAUACUUUAGUGAAGCGUUCGAUCCCUCAAAGUGCAACUCGACAUGUGACAACUGCCGGUCGGAUGCCACGUUCAUUACAAAGGACCUUACCGAAUACGCUGCCAUGGCCAUUAAGCUUGUCAGCCAGGUUCAUGAGGACAAUGUCACAAUGCACCAAUGCGUAGAUGCCUUCCGUGGUGCUGGCGGUGCCAAGAUCAAGAGUGCUGGAUUGGAAGAAUAUGGAUGGGGCUACGGUAAGGACCUAGAAAGGGGUGACAAUGAGCGCAUCUUUCAACAACUGCUAGACGCUGGUGAUCUUAAAGAGAAGAGCAAGGUGAACAAGGUUGGCUUUGCGACCAGCUACCUACACCCUGCUUCGACACGCAACGACUACGAAACUAAGCGGAAGCAGCUGAAGUUGCAAGUACGCUCCUCACCACACAAAGCAUCUGCGAAGCCAUCUUCAAAAGCGCCUGCUGCGAAGAAGGCGAAGAAACAGCAAACACAGUUCCCAUCAACCAAUGUCGAUUCUCCUGUGCAUGGGAAUAAGCAAAAGAUAAGGUCAUUUGCUUACAACCAGGAUGACGACGACGAUGAUGAAGAUGUCUUUGAUGCACCACGUCAUCCUACUCGCAAACCCGCCAAUCGUAGUUUCCAAGCCGACGGUUUCGUUGGCGACAAUGAUGGCUUUGCACCAGUACGUGAGGCUAGGCCAUUAAAAGCAACGAAAGCGAAAAAACUUGGAACUCCCAUCACUACAGACCAGAGGACUGCCGAGCUCACUGAGCUGCAAAGCGAUGUCUUGAGAGAUUUCAUGACCGGGGCUAAGAGGAUGAGAACAAGCAUACAAGAAAGAAAGGGUCACCGCGAGGCCAUCUUCACAGAUACGGUGCUUCGUGAAAUGGGUCUUGAUCUGCCACGAAAUCUCGACGAAAUGAAGAUGAUACCAGGCAUCCGACCCGAGAUGGUAGAUCGUUACGGCAAGUCAUUCUUGAAGUUGAUCAACAAUACGAGGAACUUUUACGGAGACGACACACCGGUUCCUCGCAAUCCCCAGCUUCGCAACAAGCAAGCUCAAAGCUCUCGGACCGUCUAUGAGAUUGACGAUGAUGACAAUGAUGAUAACGACGAUGACGAGGAAGUGGAUGACCAGAACCACCGACUUGUUGUAGACCUUUGCGGUGACGACGACGAUGAUGAUGUAGAGGAAGUAGAUGUCCCUAACGCCGAAGAGUUCGGCGACGACUCAUCCUACGGCGAUCUCGAUUACGACGAUGACGGCGACGACGACGAUGGCGAAGUACACACAAGUCAUCACUUCAGCCACGCUCCAAACCCAGAGGUUGCAGAAUUCAACAACCGAUACACGCAGCUGGGCGGGAGAGCAGCUCCCGUAUCCAAGGCUGCAGCCAAAGCACCGGCGGCAAGAUCGGGGUACAAGAAGAAGGGGACAUUCAAGAAGAGGACAUCGGGAAACUUUGGUAAUAACAAGAACUUUGGCGGGGUCAAGAAGCGUGCGGCUAGGGGGUCUAGCAGUAGGGCUUCUGCAGGGGCCAGUAGUCGGCCCAGGGGUGGAGGUGGAGGAGGUGUUAGCAGAGGCGGAGGCGGGGGGCCGACAGGUGGUGGAUGGGGAUCCAUCAUGGCCAUGCCUACCUGA
Messenger RNA from Bipolaris oryzae ATCC 44560, 5367 nucleotides. RefSeq lists its product as uncharacterized. The record is from RefSeq and is a predicted model, not a curated record. The transcript has 2 exons. Gene Ontology annotation, biological process: DNA replication; double-strand break repair via homologous recombination. Gene Ontology annotation, molecular function: nucleic acid binding; four-way junction helicase activity; ATP binding. The coding region runs from base 1 to 5367 and encodes 1788 amino acids. Gene Ontology annotation, cellular component: RecQ family helicase-topoisomerase III complex; cytoplasm; chromosome. Lineage: Eukaryota; Fungi; Ascomycota; Dothideomycetes; Pleosporales; Pleosporaceae.